AUGUUAGCUGGACAUGAUACUAGUAACCACCGCAAGGAUGUGCAAAUAAAAGUUCGUGAGGAAAUAUUACGGGUCCUUGGCGAUACUUUAACCCCAACCAUAGAUCAGCAAAGAGAAUUAAAAUAUUUGAACAUGGUUCAUCAAUUACCAAAAAGAGAAAAUUCGGAGACUAUUAAAUUUCGAAAUCAUGUAUUUUUACCGAAAAAACCUAUCUUAAUAAAUAUCUAUGAAAUCCAUCAUUCACCAAAAUACUGGGAGGAUCCUGAAGAAUUUAUUGCUGAAAGAUUUGAGAAUGAAAAUGAUGAAAAACGCGAACAAUAUACUUGGUUGGCAGUGUGA
Funneliformis mosseae is the source of this 339-nucleotide messenger RNA. The record is from the annotation of a GenBank genome assembly. NCBI's taxonomy places the organism in Eukaryota, Fungi, Glomeromycota, Glomeromycetes, Glomerales, Glomeraceae.